AUCGUGUUCUGCGUUCUGCUCCAAAAUAAAGCGCACUUAUUGUAAACACAUAAGUUCAUCAGAGAGAGUAUUUCACUUUUUGCCAAGAUAAUUGGAUAAUUUGUUAUUACGAUCAGACGUAACACUGUGACCAAAACUGUAAUACCGAGCGAUGUUGAAGCCAAAAGCCCUCACCCACGUUUUGAGUCAAGCUAACACUGGAGGUGUUGAAAAUACGCUAUUACUCAACAAAGACGGAAGAUUACUAGCGUACAGCGGUUAUGGCGAUAAUGACGCUCGAGUAACAGCUGCUAUCACAACAAACAUUUGGUCAGCAUAUGAAAAAAAUGGGCGAUACGCUUUUAAGGGAGACGAGCUUAAAUAUGUUCUUAUGGAGUGCACAGAAGGAAAAGUUGUUAUCACAGAGGUAGCAAAUUUAUUGCUUUGUUUGUGUGCAAGACAAAAUGUUGGCUUUGGACUUUUGAGAGAAAAGGCACAGGCUUUGGCAACAUAUUUAGACCAACCCUUAAAAACAAUAGCAAGUAUGCCAUGAACAACAGUUGUUUAUAUAAAUUUUUUUUAAUGUUAAUUAAUUUAAAAGAUAUAUUUAUGACUGACCCCUAGCAUUAAUAAAAAAAAAUUAUUUUUAGUGAUGCAUAUUUGUUAUCAUAUACGAAGAUAAAAAAUUUUUUUUCAUACACAAUAAGUUUGUUUAUUCUUAUUUUUUUAUUCGGUUUUUUUCAGUACAAUUCACAAUUGAUACAAACAAUACGUAUGUUUUUUUUUUUCAUUUACUUCAUGUCUCGUGUCUCCUUGAGUUUUUUUAAUACAUGCAUACGGUUGAAGAUAUAUUUGUAAAAUCCAUUAUAAGUAUACGUAUUUUUAUAGUCAUCUAUAAAUCUUUUAUACUUCGUCGCUCUGUGGAAGCUGUUGUUUGUCGAUUUUACUAUGUACAUCUUUACUUAUUGCAAACGACUUGCUUUUACGCAAUUACAGUACAAAAGUAUUGGUUGAGUUCGAAUCGUAUAUGCAAUCCACAAUACAUUGAUGGUAAUAUAUUUUUUUUUUUAAAGAUCUUUUACACUUAAUUAUUUCUUUCUUUUCUUUCCCCUUGUUUUUUUUAAU
Molecule: messenger RNA, 1104 nt
Organism: Copidosoma floridanum
Lineage: Eukaryota; Metazoa; Arthropoda; Insecta; Hymenoptera; Encyrtidae
Gene: Lamtor2
Product: Late endosomal/lysosomal adaptor, MAPK and MTOR activator 2
Biological process (GO): positive regulation of TOR signaling
Molecular function (GO): molecular adaptor activity; guanyl-nucleotide exchange factor activity
Source: RefSeq, a predicted model, not a curated record